AUGGCGACAUCAAGCCUUUCGAAAGUCAUAAAGCAGAAAGCGAAGCAGGGCGACUGGGCGACGAAGAAACUCACGGCGAUGAAAGAAGAGACGUUGCAGUUGGCGGCCGGCGCGAUCGGUGACUCCGCAGCACAUGCAGGCUCACGUUACUCUCCCUCUAUCUACCCUACGGCCGUUUGUUCUAACGCUAAUGCAUCUCGACAACAGGCGCCGUUCGGGCUCCUCGACUUGCCACCUGAAAUCUGGUCGAAAAUCUGCAAGCUCGCAACCGAGUGCGAUUGUCCUGUCCUUCUGAGGCGUGGCAAGAACGGCGGCAAGAAAGGUCCUGUCGUCGUGCGCCAGCCGGGCAUCACCCGAGUCUGCCGCCGAGUGAGAGAGGAGUGUCUCCCCCACUUCUACGCCGCGAACGAAUUUGGAUACGUCGGAAGGUUGGCGCACUACGAUUUCGCAAAGGGAACGCCGGAGAGCUUGGCGCCCAAGCUCAACGCUCUCUUUGUCGUGGAUCUACCGGCUUUGUUGCACUGGUCUCGCCAAACAAAGGUGCAUGUGAAGUACCUGACCAAAACGGAGGCACGUUGGGCGCUUCGAUCCGAAAGCAACGUGGUGAACACGGAAGGACAAGAGUCGAUGGCGGAGAUGCUCAAGUCAGCGGCUCAAUGGCUACGGCAUGAGCCGGAAUGGGGAAAGAAGCCCCUCGGUCUCCUUGACCUGCCUCCGGAGAUCUGGUCGAAGAUCUGCAAGCUUGCGGUCGAGUGCGAUCAUCUUGUCCUGCUGAAACCUGGCAAGUAUCGCCCGAUCAUCGUACGCGAGCCAGCAAUCACCCACGCGUGCCGUCCCGUCAGGCAAGAGUGUCUGCCACACUUUUACCGCGUCAAUACAUUCGGCUACAUGGCCGGUUUCGGUAUGGCCGGGGACGUGGAGGAUGGAGUGUUGAGCUUGGUGGAAAAGCUUAACGCUGUUUUUGGCCUUGGGGUGUGGGAUAUCAGGAAAUGGAGGAUGGAAAAGGGAGUGGAACCAGAGUGGACGUCGGUCGCGGAUCUGGCUCAGACGCUGCAGUCCGAGGUGGAUGCGCUCGACGAGCAGAAGCAAGAAUCGUUGGUGACAGCACUCAAGUGGGCGAUUGAAAAUCUGUGUGACAAUGGUUGGUGA
Messenger RNA from Neohortaea acidophila, 1149 nucleotides. RefSeq lists its product as uncharacterized. The coding region runs from base 1 to 1149 and encodes 382 amino acids. The record is from RefSeq and is a predicted model, not a curated record. Lineage: Eukaryota; Fungi; Ascomycota; Dothideomycetes; Mycosphaerellales; Teratosphaeriaceae. The transcript has 2 exons.